CUACCGCCAUCUCCCUCCCUCUCUCUCUCUCUCUCUCUCUCUCUCUCUCUCUCACCCUAGAAGAAGAAGAAGAACAAGAAACAGCAGCAGUAGGUCGCCAAUGUCGCAUUUUGGAAGAUCAGGCCCUCCGGACAUCACCGACACUUACUCGCUCCUGAUCCUCAACAUUUCCUUCAGGACUACCGCCGACGACCUCUUCCCUCUCUUCGAUAAGUACGGAAAGGUCGUCGACGUGUUCAUCCCCAGAGACCGAAGGACUGGGGAAUCGAGAGGGUUCGCGUUCGUGAGGUACAAGUAUGCGGACGAGGCGCAGAAGGCGGUGGACAAGCUUGAUGGGAGAGUUGUGGAUGGGAGAGAGAUUGGGGUUCAGUUCGCGAAGUACGGUCCCAAUGCUGAGAGAAUCGAUAAGGGGAGGGUUGCUGAACCGGUUUCAAAGAUAAGAAGGCGAUCGAGAAGUCGCAGUCCUCAUCCAAGGUACAGAGAUGACUGUAGAGACCGUGAUUAUAGGAGGAAAAGUCGCAGUAGAAGCAGGGGACGAUAUGAUCGCGACAGGUACAGAGACAGGGAAAGGAGUUACCGUCACCGGAGUAGGAGCUAUAGCCCAAGUCCUGAUCGUCGCAGAGACCAAAGGGCACCCAAGUAUGAUGACAAGGACAGAAGUCGGAGUGGAUCAUACAGAAGUUCAUCCCGUAGCCCGCGGAAAGCUGAAUAUGAGAGGAGUCCAUCUCCAAAUCCGAGACCUUCUACUCUUGAAAGUCCUGAUGUACGAAAUGGUGAAAGAGUUUCUGAGCUCCACAGAGAUGCGCCUAGCGGACAUCCUGCUGAUUCCCCUAGUGCUUCUCCACAUAGUCCAUAGAUAGAGUGCUCGUGACGUGAGUGGGUUUGUUGCUUCUGUCUCACUCUAUUGGAACUAUUUGGACCAUAUGUCUCUGCUUGGUUCAUGUUGCCCUUUUAGGAAAGAUGAGUGCUUCCGAUCAUGGGAGUCAGUUGUGCUCGACAAGCAAUAUCACUUUCUCAUGAGGUGCUCUUGAUUGGUGGACGGAGACUUCGUUGCAUGUGGUGAUUUAGAUAUUAAUGCUGAGUUUUGUAGGGGGUGAUGUUUUUCUUCUAUGAAGGCAGCUAGUCCGUCUAUUCUGACUUUGUGGUUACCUGUGAUACUCUGAUCUUAUUCUUGUGCCAUAAUGUGCAUUCAUCAAGUCCA
Messenger RNA from Rhodamnia argentea, 1201 nucleotides. RefSeq names its product serine/arginine-rich splicing factor SC35-like. The transcript is spliced from 8 exons. Gene Ontology annotation, molecular function: RNA binding. NCBI's taxonomy places the organism in Eukaryota, Viridiplantae, Streptophyta, Magnoliopsida, Myrtales, Myrtaceae. The record is from RefSeq and is a predicted model, not a curated record. The coding region runs from base 101 to 856 and encodes 251 amino acids.